AGAAACACAAAGAAAAACAUCAAUUUUAGAAAAAACAAACAAGUUCUUAAAACUCCAUUGCAUUUUUGAAAAUAAUGAAAGCUCUUAUUUACUGCCUUCCAUUGCUACUGGUGGUGUGCGCUCCUCGCACUAUCUAUGCGGAUGAUGAGGAAUAUACCGAUCUUUGCCGUUUGUUUAAGGACAAUAUGAAAAUAAGUGUCCCCGGAUCAUGCAACAAAUAUAUUCAAUGUCAAAGCGAUGGCAUGGGUGAAGUACUGUCUUGCCCCAACACAUUCGAUGUCAAAGGUCAGACUUGCGUUGACACUGUGUCCAGCAACACUUUGUGCAACAAUCGCUGUGAGGGAAAGUCCGGAGUAUGGGUUGCCGAUCCCACAACCUGUCAUGGUUUCUUCUAUUGCGCCAAUAGUGUUCCCUAUUGGAGUCAUUGCGCAGAUGGUUUGCACUUCGAUGAGAAUUCCCAAAUGUGCAUACAUGAGACUUCCUCAUCGUGUGUGGAUGUGGCUAAUAUUUGUCACCUGGUUCCGGAUAAAACCAAAUUCCGUGACGAAACCAAUUGUGCCUCUUACUAUGAGUGUUCAAGCAACAAACACAGCCGCAAAUCUUGCAGUAAAACUUAUUUUGAUGUACAGACACAGGCUUGCGUGGACAAGGCUAAGGUGGCUUGCACUGCCCAUCCCAUACCGAGUGGUUUGUGUUUGGUAAAGAAAAAACCCUUCGUGGGAUAUAAAUCUGAUCAGGCCACCUGUCGCGGUUUCUUCUAUUGCAAAGAUCUGGGCGCCGUAGAGGAUCUUGAACCCAUAUGGAGUCAAUGUCCCGUGGGCAAAUUUUUCAGUGAGGACGCACAGGGCUGUGUGAACCCAGUCAAUGCAAAAUGCGCUUACAACCGAUGUGAGGGACGUGGCGAUCUCAUGGUCUCCAGUGCCAACAAUAAUUGCCACAAUUAUCUAAUAUGCGAAAAUGGAUUCGUGGCAGAAGAACGCACCUGUGCCAAAGAUUACUUUUUUGAUGAAAUGUACCAGGCAUGUGUUCCGGACAUAAUCUACUAUGAAUGUUGUGAUAUUAAAACAUAAACAAACUUCAUAAUAAAAUAAAACUAAUCCUUAUUUACUAUGUA
Stomoxys calcitrans (stable fly) is the source of this 1114-nucleotide messenger RNA. RefSeq names its product peritrophin-44. Gene Ontology annotation, cellular component: extracellular region. Gene Ontology annotation, molecular function: chitin binding. The transcript is spliced from 2 exons. The coding region runs from base 75 to 1070 and encodes 331 amino acids. The record is from RefSeq and is a predicted model, not a curated record. Lineage: Eukaryota; Metazoa; Arthropoda; Insecta; Diptera; Muscidae.